AUGAGUUCUUCAGCUCUGCGUCGGCUGGUGCCGACAGUCUCGAAGCUAGCUACACAGAGAGUCGCUCUCUCAUCCUCAUCAGUGUCGCUGCAAUCGAGUCAAUGGGCCUGCUCUUCCCGGAGGCACUUCACGGCGAGAUCUGCUCAAUAUGUGAAGAAGUACACUGAAGACCACGAAUGGAUCGAGCUUGAUACGGAUGGCAAGACCGGUACUGUUUGCAACCCCGUUCCCGCUGGGAUCAUCUACUCACGCGAGUUCUCAGGGACCAUUGGAAUUUCUGAAUACGCAGCCCAGGCGCUCGGAGAUGUCGUCUACGUCGAGCUCCCCGAGCUAGGAAUGGAUGUGUCCCGAGGUGACACGAUCGGCGCAGUUGAAUCUGUCAAGUCCGCAUCGGACAUCAUGACCCCAGUGUCGGGCAAAAUUACAGAUCACAACAAGAUUUUGGAAGAGAAGCCCGGCACCAUCAACAAGAGUCCCGAAGCCGAAGGUUGGUUGGCAAAGAUUGAAGUCAGCGAUACAACGGAGUUGGACAACUUGAUGUCGAAAGAAGAGUAUGACAAUUUCGAAAAAGAAUGA
Molecule: messenger RNA, 576 nt
Organism: Rhinocladiella mackenziei CBS 650.93
Lineage: Eukaryota; Fungi; Ascomycota; Eurotiomycetes; Chaetothyriales; Herpotrichiellaceae
Product: glycine cleavage system H protein
Exons: 2
Coding region: 1-576 (191 amino acids)
Biological process (GO): glycine decarboxylation via glycine cleavage system; protein lipoylation
Cellular component (GO): glycine cleavage complex; cytoplasm; mitochondrion
Source: RefSeq, a predicted model, not a curated record